CCUUUAGAAGCGAAAGAAUCAUUGAAAAGACUGAGAAAUAAAGACGCCGAUCUGGACCUGGAAAUAGACAGCAUUUCCAACGGAAUAGAAAGGCAAAAGACUGAACAGGGCCGUCCCCAGGAUCUACUUCUAGUUCCCAGCAACCGAAAAGCUAUCCUAAUUAUGACUGUUUUGAAUGCUGGUCAACAUCUUUCAUGUAUCAGCGUGAUGUACAUGAAUCUACACCCCAUCCUUAAUGCGGCUGGUUCCAUCUACUUAGACAACAACAUUACAGCGAUAGUAUUUGCCAUUAUCAUGCUGUUGGCCUCAAUUUUUGCGUCUUGUACCAUCGAUAAGUUCGGCAGGAAAAUCAUCCUCGUCGUCUCCAGUCUACUGAGCGGGUUCUGUUUGCUCGCCCUAUCAGUCUACUUCCAUUUGCAGGCGAUCGGCUUUGAUGUUUCCGCAGUUUCCUGGGUCCCAAUCGCUUCAGUCCUGGUCUAUGCUGGAGCCUUCAAAUACGGCCUGGGACUAGUUCCCAUUGUGAUAACCGCAGAAAUUUUCCCUGCUAAAAUGAAAGCCAUCGGAAUGACUGUGGCCGAUGUAAUGUUCGUUAUGGGCGGCAUAUUGUCGAUCCAGCUCUACCAAGUGCUGCAUAAACUGGGCAUGUUUGUGCCCUUUUACCUGUUCACGGUCAGCGCCUUUUUGGUUGCUCUGUAUUCGGGAUUUUGCAUCCCCGAAACUAAAGGGAAAAGUCUGGAGCAGAUUCAGCUGAUGCUGAAAGGCGACAACAUUUCAAAUAAGCCUGAGAAGAAUGGAGUUUGAGUUGGAUGUUUGAUCUGCGUGUUUUUGGCGGCUGAACUGGAGCAAGAGUUUUGCCCCAAACUGUCGCUGAGUUGUACAUUUUGUAUGUUCUGCUGUCUCAAAUAUAUUUGUAUUUUUUUAUGCUAAA
Dendroctonus ponderosae (mountain pine beetle) is the source of this 928-nucleotide messenger RNA. Its product is annotated as facilitated trehalose transporter Tret1-like. The transcript has 2 exons. Gene Ontology annotation, molecular function: transmembrane transporter activity. NCBI's taxonomy places the organism in Eukaryota, Metazoa, Arthropoda, Insecta, Coleoptera, Curculionidae. The record is from RefSeq and is a predicted model, not a curated record. The annotation marks the transcript as partial. Gene Ontology annotation, cellular component: membrane. Gene Ontology annotation, biological process: transmembrane transport.